AUGUCUGCACAAAUUUCCACGAGCGACGCCGGCAAGGAGCUGAAGCUCCUGCAUUACAUCUAUGGGCAACCAAAUCUAGAUGAAAUCCGGGGCCAUCCCCAAAAAGUGAUCGAUCUGAUUCACGAGUUUGAGAAAGACUACAAUUUUAUGAUUGUCGGCGCCGAAAAGGGCAAAUUCGUCACCAAGCUCAUCGAUGAACUCAAGCCAAAGACCAUGAUCGAGCUCGGCUGCUACGUGGGCUACUCUGCAAUCUUGUUCGGUGAUGUGGUCCGUCGAAACGGUGGUGAACGCUACUUGAGUCUCGAGUUGAACCCAGAGUUCGCCGCAAUUGCCAACAUGCUCGUCGAGCUAGCUGGAUUGCGUGACUUUGUGCGUAUCAUUGUCGGUCGAAGCGAUGUGUCGCUACACAAAUUGCUCACUUCGGGCGAGAUGAAGAAAGUAGAACUUCUCUUCCUCGAUCAUUACAAACCGGCGUACACCACUGACCUCAAGAUAUGUGAGCACUUGGGGGCUAUUGUGCCAGGCUCAGUGCUCGUUGCCGACAAUGUCAUUUACCCGGGUAACCCACCAUAUCUGGAAUACGUCCGCAGCACGGUGGAACAGAAGCGUGAAGCGGCCAAGGCUGGACCUUCUCAGGCAUAUAACACUACCGGCAUUGCGGAACGUGCGGUCCAGUCCUUUGUGGGCAGAGAUGACGUGCCCACUUUCCGAUUUGUCGGGAACCCGCACUUGGUGUAUCAGAGUCAGCUAUGCCAACCCGAGGGAUUGCGAGAUGCUAUCGAAGUAACGAGGUGUGUUGGGAUACAAGAGGAAUAG
Messenger RNA from Penicillium digitatum Pd1, 816 nucleotides. Its product is annotated as O-methyltransferase. NCBI's taxonomy places the organism in Eukaryota, Fungi, Ascomycota, Eurotiomycetes, Eurotiales, Aspergillaceae. Gene Ontology annotation, molecular function: O-methyltransferase activity. The record is from RefSeq and is a predicted model, not a curated record.